CAUAAUUUGCCAGUAAUUGUUUGCUGCAGGGAACCUUUUAUGUUUUUGAUUUCCUCCUUGAUGGGAAUCCACGUGAUGUGUGCAGCAUUAAAUAAACCUCACACACAUCAGUCUACACAACACACACGCAGGAUCAGGAUGAUGGCUUUACACACUGCACUCUUCUUAUUGUUCCUGCUACCGAAAGUCAUGAGCCAGCAAUCAGCCUCAUGUUUGGAGCCCACAGUGCUUUGCUGUCCUGGACACAAUCGUACCUGCUAUCGUGGGUGUUAUUGUGAUGAGGCCUGUGUCACCACUGAGGACUGUUGUAGGGAUUACAAUCAAACCUGUGCUUUAAAUAAGAAAGUGAUCAUGGGUCUGCAAAUACGUGUGCGCAGCAGAGCCAGUAAUGAAGUAGCAACGAAUGCUGUGCAGAAUUUUAUUCUGGACUCACUUUUGAGAAGCCUACAGUGUGAUAACUGCAGUCUACAUAUAAUCAAAGUUACUGCCAACACUACAUCACCAACAAAGCCAGCAAAUACCACCACCCCACCAACAACACCAAAAUGGACAACAACACAGCCACCAACCACCACAUCCUUGAGAACAACAUUUACAACACAAUCGAUAAUAACAAAGCAACCAACCACCAUAGAUGUCCUAAAAAAUACAACAAAAACAUUGACCACCCCCGCCUCAACAACAACACAACCAACAACAACAGAGAUACCAACCACCACCUCAACAAUACAUUUAACAAAAACACAUCCACCGACCACCACCACCUCAAAAACAACGCAGUCAACAACAUCACCGACAGCGACCCUCACUGAUGCCUCAACAACAACAACAUCACCAACAUCACAGACACUGAUCACCUCUGAUGCCGCAACAACAACAAUGCAGUUGAAAACGUUACAGACACAAACCACCACAAAUGCCUCAACAACAGUAACUCAGUUGAUAACAUCACAGACACCGAACACCAGAGAUGUCUCAACAACAGUAUCACAGUUGACAACAUCAAAGACACCGACCACCACCACCACACCUGCCCCAACCACAACAACUCUGUCACCGACCACCAUCACACCUGCCCCAACCACAACAACUCCAACACCGACCACCACAAGACCUGCCCCAACAACAACAACUCCGAUCACCACCACACCUGUCCCAACCACAACAACACCUGCCCCAACCACAACAACUCAGACACCAGCCACACCUGCCACAACCACAACAGCUCCGACACCGACCACCACCACACCUGCCCCAACCACAACAUCUCCGACAGCGACCACCACCACACCUGCCCCAACCACAACAACUCCGACCACCAGCACACCUGCCCCAACCACAACAACUCCGACACUGACCACCACCACACCUGCCCCAACCAAAACAACUCCGACACCGACCACCACAACACCUGCCCCAACCACAACAACUCCGACAUUGACCACCACCACACCUGCCCCAACCACAACAACUCCGACACCGACCACCACCACACCUGCCCCAACCACAACAACUCCAGCACCGACCACCACCACCACACCUUCCCCAACCACAAAAACUCCCACACAGACCACCACCACACCUGCCCCAACCACAACAACUCCGACACCGACCACCACCACCACACCUACCACAACCACAACAACUCCCGCAACGACCACCACCACCACAGCUGCCCCAACCACAACAACUCCCGCACCGACCACCACCACACCUGCCCCAACCACAACAACUCCAGCACCGACCACCACCACACCUGCCCCAACAAUUCCGACACCGACCACCACCACACCUGCCCCAACCAAAACAACUCUGACACCGACCACCACCACACCUGCCCCAACCACAACAACUCCGACCACCACCACCACCACACCUGCCCCAACCACAACAACUCCGACUCUGACCACCACCACCACACCUGCCCCAACCACAACAACUCCUGCACCGCUCACCACCACCACACCUGCCCCAACCACAACAACUCCUGCACCGACCACCACCACCACACCUACCCCAACCACAACAACUCCCGCAACGACCACCACCACCACACCUGCCCCAACAACAACAACUCCUGCACCGACCACCACCACCACAGCUGCCCCAACCACAACAACUCCCGCACCGACCACCACCACACCUGCCCCAACCACAACAACUCCAGCACCGACCACCACCACACCUGCCCCAACAAUUCCGACACCGACCACCACCACACCUGCCCCAACCAAAACAACUCUGACACCGACCACCACCCCACCUGCCCCAACCACAACAACUCCGACCACCACCACCACACCUGCCCCAACCACAACAACUCCGACUCUGACCACCACCACCACACCUGCCCCAACCACAACAACUCCCGCACCGACCACCACCACACCUGCACCAACCACAACAACUCCCGCACCGACCACCACCACACCUGCCCCAACCACAACAACUCCCGCACCGACCACCACCACACCUGCCCCAACCACAACAACUCCCGCACCGACCACCACCACACCUGCCCCAACCACAACAACUCCCGCACCGACCACCACCACACCUGCCCCAACCACAACAACUCCAGCACCGACCACCACCACACCUGCCACAACAACUCCGACACCGACCACCACCACACCUGCUCCAACCACAACAACUCUGACACUGACAACCACCACACCUGCCCCAACCACAACAACUCCCGCACCGACCACCACCACACCUGCCCCAACCACAACAACUCCGACACCGACCACCACCACACCUGCCACAACAACUCCGACACCGACCACCACCACACCUGCCACAACAACUCCGACACCGACCACCACCACACCUGCUCCAACCACAACAACUCCGACACCGACCACCACCACACCUGCCCCAACCACAACAACUCCCGCACCGACCACCACCACCACACCUGCCCCAACCACAACAACUCCCGCACCGACCACCACCACCACCACACCUGCCCCAACCACAACAACUCCCGCACCGACCACCACCACCACACCUGCCCCAACCACAACAACUCCCGCACCGACCACCAUCACCACACCUGCCCCAACCACAACAACUCCCGCACCGACCACCACCACACCUGCCCCAACCACAACAACUCCCGCACCGUCCACCACCACACCUGCCCCAACCACAACAACUCCCGCACCGUCCACCACCACACCUGCCACAACAACUCCGACACCGACCACCACCACACCUGCUCCAACCACAACAACUCCCGCACCGACCACCACCACACCUGCUCCAACCACAACAACUCCCGCACCGACCACCACCACACCUGCUCCAACCACAACAACUCCCGCACCGACCACCACCACACCUGCUCCAACCACAACAACUCCCGCACCGACCACCACCACCACACCUGCCCCAACCACAACAACUCCCGCACCGACCACCACCACCACACCUGCCCCAACCACAACAACUCCCGCACCGACCACCACCACCACACCUGCCCCAACCACAACAACUCCCGCACCGACCACCACCACCACACCUGCCCCAACCACAACAACUCCCGCACCGACCACCACCACCACACCUGCCCCAACCACAACAACUCCCGCACCGACCACCACCACCACACCUGCCCCAACCACAACAACUCCCGCACCGACCACCACCACCACACCUGCCCCAACC
Molecule: messenger RNA, 3672 nt
Organism: Paramisgurnus dabryanus
Lineage: Eukaryota; Metazoa; Chordata; Actinopteri; Cypriniformes; Cobitidae
Source: RefSeq, a predicted model, not a curated record